AGCGAGAAGCUUUCCUCCGCGCCUGGCUCCCUUAAAAGCCGCAGAGAAAGCCCCGCGGGUCCCGGUGGGACGCAGCCGGGAUGCGAGGCUGACAGGGCUGGGGAGGGAGGACCUGGUGUGAGCACUGCGGAGAAGGUUGCCGCUCUCCACAAGCGCCCACAGCAUCCCGUGGAUCCCAACCCGGCUGUUCAUUGAUGCAGGUCUUCCAAAGAAGCAUGAAACCAAGCUCCCAAAGAAAUCGCUGAGGGAGGAAAAACUGCAGCAUGAGAGCAGGUGAAAAUUAGAACUGGUCUUUGGAGACCAGCUGCUGGGAGCUGUGACUGCCUAAGGGAGAAGAGGAUAACUGAGCAGCUCCUGCGGGUUCUCCUCUAACGCAUCCGGUCAGCCUUCCAGCAGCUGCAUGCCGAGGGGUGGCUGCACCAGCCGAGGAUGGAAGUGCUGCGCCGCUCCUCAGUCUUCGCUGCGGAGGUGAUGGAGGCUUUUGACAGGUCUCCCACUGACAAGGAGCUUGUGUCCCAAGCCAAGGCUCUCUGCAGAGACUACAUCAAUUCCAGGCUAAUUCGAGCAGGCGUCAGCUGGAGCAAACCUGAGCACAACGCCCCGGUGCCUGGCGGUAAGCUGGCAGAGGUGUCCAGCAUCCUGCUGCGACUGGGGGAUGAGCUGGAGUACAUCCGCCCCAACGUGUACCGGAACGUGGCUCGGCAGCUGAACAUCUCCCUGCACUCGGAGUCGGUGGUGAGCGAUGCCUUCCUGGCGGUGGCCGCGCAGAUUUUCACCGCAGGCAUAACGUGGGGCAAGGUGGUGUCUCUGUACGCCGUGGCAGCUGGGCUGGCGGUCGACUGCGUGCGGCACGCGCAGCCAGCCAUGGUCCACACCAUCGUGGACUGCCUGGGAGAGUUUGUCCGCAAGACCUUGGUGACGUGGCUGAAAAGGAGAGGAGGCUGGGCAGACAUCACAAAAUGUGUGGUGAAUACUGACCCUGGCCUCCGCUCCCACUGGCUUGUCUCUGCCGUCUGCAGCUUCGGUCACUUCCUCAAGGCCAUUUUCUUCGUCCUGUUGCCUGAGAGAUGAAUCUGAGGUGCCAACUGCAGCCCCCCCUACCCACCUGCUCCCUGGCUCCAGAAGCAGUGGCAAUGGCAGUCUCUGAGGAGGAGGAAGAGAAGAACCAGGACAAACAAAUUUCUUCUUCUCCUCUCCCUUUAGCUGGGAGCAGAUGAGCAAACUCCUUGCAGCCAUGGGAGCCUUUCUCACCAUUUGUCCUUUCCAGAGCCUUGUUUCCCUGGGUGACUUGUACAUGUGGCCUGGACCCUGCCAGUCCAUGGCAGGGUGACUGCAGCUGUGUAUGGCAUGGGUGGUCAGAUAUCUCUUCAUUGCAGCUGCCUUGCAUGCUCCUACUCGUGCCAGGCAGAGGGGAAGAGGAGAUGGGUAGAAAGGGGAUAGAAAGUAGAAGAGGAGGAAGAGUCCCUCCUGCACUGCCUGUGGUUUUUCUGUCUGAGCCCUCAGACUUGCCCUGUGUGGUUCUGGUUGUUACAUUUGUGCUUGUGCUCCAUCUCCUUUAUACCUAACUCAGACCACUGGGCACUGCUCCCAGCACAGCUCAGUGGAGGGGGAACAGACCAGAGAGGUGAUAAAAACAAACCUACUGUCAUCAGAUGUUUGUCCCCCACAUCCCCUGGGAGUCCCUCUGAGGGGCAGGAGCAGAGGGCAGUUGUGUGGGAUGCAGUUUGCAGGUGUGGUGUUGAUGCCUUGUGCUGCACACAGGUGGGAGAGGGAGGGGCAGUGCCUUCAGGCAGCAGUCUGGGCUUGAAUUUCAGAACGAAUAAAAACGUUUCCUCCACUGAGAUUUCUUCAGAGCUAAGCAGGUAGGUGGGAAAGGCUGGAGGCCAUGGGCAGGAGUUAGGGAAACAGUAAGUGAACUGCCUGGUGGUGUGAAAGGGGAAAGCUGUGUCCAAAGUAGCUGGUUUGUGUUUCUCCUUUCAUGUCUUUGGAAGUACAACUCACAGUCUUCUUUAUGGCAAACAAUAAAGGAAUAGGUGGUGUAGCACCAUUGCAAA
This is a messenger RNA of Pogoniulus pusillus (Red-fronted tinkerbird), 2054 nucleotides long. RefSeq names its product BCL2 family apoptosis regulator BOK (gene BOK). Gene Ontology annotation, cellular component: mitochondrial outer membrane. The record is from RefSeq and is a predicted model, not a curated record. The coding region runs from base 430 to 1071 and encodes 213 amino acids. Lineage: Eukaryota; Metazoa; Chordata; Aves; Piciformes; Lybiidae. Gene Ontology annotation, biological process: extrinsic apoptotic signaling pathway in absence of ligand; regulation of apoptotic process; intrinsic apoptotic signaling pathway in response to DNA damage. The transcript has 5 exons. Gene Ontology annotation, molecular function: protein homodimerization activity; protein heterodimerization activity.